AUGCUUACCAGAUUAUCAAGAAAUUUUAUUCAAAAAGGUCCUAGACCACUUUGGGCUUGUGCUCGUCUACAAUCCACGCAAUCUCAACAACCACAAUCUACCGUUUCAUCUGAUACACAAGCAGAAUUUUUAGAUGAGCUUAAACAUGAAAUGGAUAAGCUUGGGCCAUUGUCUGACAGUGAAUUACAAGAGUUAGAAGCAUUUGCUGGUCAUCACGAUGAAUUCACGGUUUUCCCAAAGAUCCAUGAAGUAAAACCGGAAGAAGUAGUGGGAUUCGUGCCAUUUGGCAAGAAUACAUACUUUGUACAGAGAAGUGCGACCGGUAACUUACCAGUAUAUACUGAUUACAAGAAUGGUAACAAACUUGUAACUGAAAUAAGAAAGAUUCAAGGUGAUCCAGUGCAAUUGAGAAACGAUCUACAAGAAAGAUUGCCAUUUAUUGCAAAGAAGUACUGGAAGGUUUCGAUUUAUUCAAAGAAAAUCUUCAUUCAAGGGGACGCUACCAAGCAUGUUAAGAAGGUUUUGGCAACAACUUUUUAA
Kluyveromyces marxianus DMKU3-1042 is the source of this 540-nucleotide messenger RNA. It is a transcript of the gene IMG2, whose product is annotated as mitochondrial 54S ribosomal protein mL49. NCBI's taxonomy places the organism in Eukaryota, Fungi, Ascomycota, Saccharomycetes, Saccharomycetales, Saccharomycetaceae. Gene Ontology annotation, cellular component: ribosome; mitochondrial large ribosomal subunit. Gene Ontology annotation, biological process: translation. Gene Ontology annotation, molecular function: structural constituent of ribosome. The coding region runs from base 1 to 540 and encodes 179 amino acids. The transcript has a single exon. The record is from RefSeq and is a predicted model, not a curated record.